Molecule: messenger RNA, 1146 nt
Organism: Rhopalosiphum maidis (corn leaf aphid)
Lineage: Eukaryota; Metazoa; Arthropoda; Insecta; Hemiptera; Aphididae
Product: protein ZBED8-like
Exons: 3
Coding region: 1-1146 (381 amino acids)
Molecular function (GO): protein dimerization activity
Source: RefSeq, a predicted model, not a curated record
AUGUGGGAAAAUCUUGCUGGAUUUUGUACCGAUGGCGCUCCUGCUAUGCUCGGAUCACGUUUAGGUUUAGCUACAUUGGUAAAACAAAAAAAUCCAACCACAUUAACUACGCAUUGUAUUAUACAUCGUCAAGCGUUGGCGUCCAAAACAUUACCAAAAGAUCUAGCUUUUGCGAUGAAAAUAUCCAUACAGUUAGUGAAUGCUGUUAAAAAUAGUGCACUCAAUACACGUGUUUUUCAAAAAUUAUGUGCAAAUAUGGACGCUGAGUAUGAAACAUUACUAUUUCAUACUGAAACAAGAUGGCUUUCAAAAGGAAAUAUGUUGGCACGUUUAUUUGAGCUUCGAGAGGAGUUGAAGGUUUUUUUAAUCGAUAAAGGUAUGAACUAUUUACAUGAGCAACUUUGUGAGCCAAAAAUUGAAAUGCAAAUUGCAUAUCUUGCGGAUAUAUUUGGCCACUUAAAUCACCUAAAUUUGCAACUGCAAGGUUAUGGUAAUGUUAAACUUGAAGGUUCCGCAAAUAUUUUCGUAUUUGAAGAUAAAAAUAAUGUAUUAGAACACUUAAGAGUCCUUAAAGAGGAAUUUACCAGAUACUUUCCAGAAUAUGGUGUAGUAGACACUGAUGUUGUUAAGAAGUUAAUUCGUAAUCCUUUCACUGUCGAAGUCAACAAUGUUCAAGAAGAAAUGCAAGAUGAAUUAAUAGAUCUUCAGAACGACAGCAACUUGAAGAGUUCGUUUGAAUAUAGUACAAACUUAGAAGAGUUUUGGUGUAAAAAGGCCAUGGGAUAUCCAAACAUUCGGCAAACAGCAUUACGUUUCCUCAUAGUUUUUUCAACCACAUAUUUAUGUGAGCAAGGAUUUUCUUCACUAUUAUCUAUAAAAAAUAAACAACGAAAUCGUCUGAAUCCAAGUGAUGAUAUGCGACUGGCACUAAGCAACAGCAUCGUUCCAAGAAUUUCACAACUGACGCUCGAAGAUGACUGGAAUUUUCCUGAUAAAUGGAAACUGUAUUCUAUUACUCCAGUACUGAAAUCGGGGGAUGUAUCUCUAGUCUCCAACUACAGACCAAUCUCUAUUCUUUCCCACAUAGCCAAAUCAUUCGAAUCUAUAGUUCUUAAUAAUAUUCAACCAAGCGCCAACAGAUUGUAA